UAGCGCGUGUGUUUUUGUAUUUGUAUCGCGGUGCACCGUGGGCCGGGCGAAAGCCAAGAUGGCGGCAGCCGUGUUUGGCGAACGCGUUUCAAGUAUAUAUUCGGUUUAAAUCACAUAAAUGGCUCGAUUUAAACGCACAGUAAGUUCUUACACUGUGAUUUCUUAGUUCGCACAAUUCACCAGCCAUUCAAUUGUUAUUGAAUGAUGUCCAUUUGACGAGACACGACACACAAGAUUCAUUGGGAGGAAAAAAAGUGUCUCGUGCACUGUCAUAGUCAGCAUCUUCGACUACACAGCAAAGAUAAUUAUUCAUCGUCGGUGUUCCAUCGAGAUAUCGUGUUUACCUUGACUCUUCUGUAAUCGCAAGGAGUUUAAAGGAAUCUUCUGUCAUGUCAACUAAAAGGGAUAAGGACGCAAUGAAUGAAGAUAGCAGCAGUGAUGAAGAUGAAGAUCCCGAUAACAUGGGUGUACCUGGUGGUGGUAAAGAUCUUGCCACUGCUACUGGAAUUGCAAAUAUUAAAGAUGAGAAGCCUGCAGAUGCGCCAUCUAAUGUUAUGGCUAAAGGACAAGGAGCAUUAAAUAUGUUAAAUCAGAAGUUUGGUAAUAAAAUCCCUGGUGGAUUGGUAACUAAGACAGCAACACCCGGUUAUGAAAUGGUACGUGUAGGAGGAUCACAGGGUACACCACCUGGUUUUGUUAAUGCAAACCAAUUGGGUCAAUUAGGUCAGUUAGCUGCUGCUGGUGGACCAUAUUUUCCACCAGGGUUAGCAACUCUUGCAGGUUUCAAUCCUGCAGCCUUUUUUCCACCAAGCAUGGAUAUGAGCUUAAUGAGUGGUUUUAUGGGUAUGCCUGGAAUGAACAUGGGAGUUAAUCCUCUUGUGCAAUUGUUAAACCAAAAUGGUUUACACCCAAAUUGGCCAGCUGGGCUGUCAGGUAAAGGUGUGGCUCAAUUAUGGAUGAAUUCUGGAGAUCCUGCAAAAAUGAAUAUGCAACCAACUAUACCAGAAGAAGAAGAAGUAGAUGAUGAAGAUAUGGGUGUUGCGGAAACAUAUUCUGACUAUAUGCCAACCAAACUUAAGCUCGGACGAAAGCAUCCAGAUCCUGUCGUGGAAACUGCAUCACUAUCUAGUGUUGAACCAACAGAUGUUUGGUAUAAACUUUCAAUUCCUGAAGAAACGAUACGAACUGGAGCUUUAUCCGCGUUACAACUUGAAUCAAUAACGUAUGCGUCCCAACAGCACGAACAUCUCUUACCAGAUAGUACACGUGCUGGUUUUCUUAUCGGUGAUGGUGCAGGAGUCGGCAAAGGACGAACUAUAGCUGGAAUUAUAUUUGAAAAUUAUUUGAAAGGAAGAAAACGUGCUAUUUGGGUAUCAGUCUCAAAUGACCUUAAAUAUGAUGCUGAACGUGAUUUAAACGAUAUCGGUGCAUCCAAAAUUGAAGUUCAUGCUUUAAACAAAUUUAAGUACGCAAAAAUUUCGUCGGCAGUAAAUGGCAACGUAAAAAAAGGAGUGAUAUUUAGUACAUAUUCAGCUCUAAUUGGAGAAUCUUCUCAAAGUGGUGGAAAAUAUAAGAGUCGGUUGAAACAGCUUUUACAAUGGUGUGGUGAAGAUUUUGAUGGAUUAAUUAUUUUUGAUGAAUGUCAUAGGGCUAAAAAUUUAUGUCCUACAGGAAGUUCAAAGCCUACAAAAACAGGUUUAACAGUCUUAGAGUUGCAAAAUAAACUUCCCAAAGCUAGAGUAGUAUACGCCAGUGCUACGGGUGCUUCUGAGCCCCGUAAUAUGGCCUAUAUGGUUCGAUUAGGUAUGUGGGGUGAAGGAACACCAUUUCCUGAAUUCAAUGAUUUUAUUACUGCUGUGGAGAAACGUGGAGUUGGUGUAAUGGAAAUAGUAGCAAUGGACAUGAAACUUCGAGGCAUGUACAUCGCUCGACAACUUAGUUUUCAUGGUGUAGCUUUUAAAAUAGAAGAAGUACCAUUAUCCAAAGAAUUUACUGACAUCUAUGAUCGUUCUGUUCGUCUUUGGGUCGAAGCAAUGCAUAGGUUUCAAGAAUCAGCAGAAUUGUUGGAUGCCGAAAAUCGUAUGAAAAAGACUAUGUGGGGACAAUUCUGGUCAUCCCAUCAACGUUUCUUUAAAUAUCUGUGCAUUGCAGCUAAAGUAAAACAUGCUGUAGCAGUUGCACGAGAAGCUGUGAAGUGUGGAAAAUGCGUAGUUAUCGGAUUACAAUCUACUGGUGAAGCUCGUACGUUAGAACAAUUGGAACGCGAUGAUGGUGAAUUAAGCGAUUUCGUUUCCACUGCAAAAGGAGUGCUUCAAACAUUAGUAGAAAAACAUUUUCCAGCAUCAGAUCGUAAUCACAUACAACGAGUUCUUGGUAUUGAACCAUCGAAAAUGCAAAGAUUAGACGAUCUCGAUGAUAUUGAUGGUGCAGGUGGUUCUGCAAGUGGAAGUAAAAGGAAACCGAUACGACAGGCUGCUCAACGAGCUUCAAAAAGAGUUCGUACAUUUCCAUCUGAUGACGAUUUUACGGAUGACGAAAGAAAUGGUGGACAUAGUUCUGGCUCAGAAUAUAAGCAAAGUGGUAGUGAGAGUGAAGAUGAUCACAAGACCGAUGAGGAGAGCAAUAUCACUUCUGAUUCUUCUUUUAAUUAUAGUGAAACAGAUUCUGAUUCAGGUGAUGGAAGACGAAGGAAGAAGGGCGCUAAAAAACAAAAAAAACCAGUGAAGAAACGAAGCGGUCCAAUGGGAGCUGGAACAACACGUAAUCGAGCACCAUCAAGAGAUGCUGUAGAACGUGCUUAUACUAUGAAGAAAGAAUUAUUAUCGCAAAUUGAAGAAUUGGGAGAACGAUUGCCACCAAAUACUUUAGAUCAACUAAUCGAUGAGUUUGGUGGACCAGAAAAUGUGGCUGAAAUGACUGGCAGGAAAGGACGAGUUGUUCAAACAGAAGAUGGUACUAUUCAAUACGAAUCCAGAUCCGAAGUGGAUGUACCAUUGGAAACUCUUAAUUUAACUGAGAAACAGAGAUUUAUGGAUGGUGAAAAAACAGUAGCUAUUAUCUCAGAAGCAGCUAGCAGUGGUAUAUCAUUACAAAGUGAUAGGCGAGCGAGAAAUCAGAUGCGACGUGUGCAUAUCACUCUUGAAUUACCAUGGAGCGCAGAUAGAGCAAUACAACAGUUUGGACGAACACAUCGUUCUAAUCAAGUCAAUGCACCGGAAUAUAUAUUUCUUAUUUCGGAUUUGGCUGGUGAACGACGAUUUGCAUCUAUUGUUGCAAAACGUCUUGAAAGUCUCGGGGCUCUCACGCAUGGUGAUAGAAGGGCUACAGAAACUAGAGAUCUCUCACAAUUCAAUAUUGAUAACAAAUAUGGACGUGCAGCACUUGAGGCAACAAUGAGAACUAUAAUGAAAUAUGAACCACCGCUUGUACCACCACCACAAGAUUAUCAAGGUGACUUCUUUAAAGACGUAGCAGAUGCAUUAGUUGGUGUUGGUUUAAUUUGUAAUAGCGAGAGUACGCCGGGUGUACUUACAUUGGACAAAGACUAUAACAACAUGUCAAAAUUUUUAAAUCGUAUUCUUGGUAUGCCAGUUGAUUUACAAAAUCGACUAUUUAAAUAUUUCACUGAUACUUUAAACGCGAUUGUAACACAAGCGAAAAAAACUGGUCGUUUUGAUAUGGGUAUUCUUGAUCUUGGUACAUCUGGUGAGAAUGUAAAACGAGUUAAAUUGUAUCGUUUUCUGCGGAAACAUGCUACUGGAAAGGCACCAACUGAACUUCAUGUUGUUCAUGUCGAACGUGGAAUGAAUUGGUCUGAAUCGAUGGAUAAAUGUUCUGAAUUAACAGGAUCCAAAGAAGGCUUCUAUUUGAGUCAUCAGAUUCGUAAUGGAAAGCAAACAGCAAUUCUUGCAGUUUUAGUGGAUACUGGAAAAAAGAAAUCUGAGAGUAAAAAAGAUCAACUAUAUAUGGUUUAUAGACCCAAUACAGGAUUACAAUUAAGACAAGAAACUCUAGGUGAAUUAGAGAAAAAAUAUAAGAAAGUAUCUUCAGAUGAAGCAGAACCACAUUGGUCACAACAAUAUGAAGCAUCUGUAGAUACAUGUUCACACGCUUAUUGGCGUGGCAAUUGUAAAAAUGCGACUCUUGGUAUGGAUUGUGAGGUUGGACUUCGAAGACGUUCCUAUAAUGUAUUAUCAGGUUCGGUAUUAAGUGUAUGGAGUCGAGUUGAAAGCAUUCUUGCGACACGUUCUGCUCAUAAUACUAAAAUGCAAGUUGUACGUUUACGAACUGAUGAAGGUUUAAAAAUAGUCGGUACUCUUAUUCCGAAAUCAUGUAUGGAAAUAUUACGUCAAGAAUUAUCAUCUGAUGCUGAAAAUACUGAAGAACUUACAUUUUGAACAUUUCAUUAAUUCGCUUUUAUAGGACCAAAAGAAGCGAUUAAUGUGAAUAUAACAUGGACAAAUCCCUCUUCCUAAGUCUUGCGACAAAAUUCAGUAAAGAAGAGGGUGCAUUUGCAAAUGCACGGCAAAGAUAUAAAUUAAUUAUAUCGAUUAAUAAGUAUAUAGAUUCGAAAGUUGGAUCUAUAACUUUAUUUUAAUUGCCGUAAUGACGAGUGAAAUGAACGUGUGCAUAAAUAUUUCCAAUCUAUGAAUUUCAUGAGAUCGAAACUUAUUUUUUCGUUAGGCUUUAACGUUUUUAAUUUAAUCAUUUCAACGAAGUAUACUUUGUAUACCUAUUACAUCCCGAUCAAACAAAAAAACAUUAUUAAGUAGCUAACAUAUUUCCUUUUUUUUCUUCGUUUUUUUUUGUUAAACUUUAAUAGAUCCCACCGCUUUUUAGUUAGACGUUAACGGAAAUGAAUAUCUUUUUCUAUUUUUCAUUUAUCUGUUUUUCGUGUCAUUCAAUCAAGAAAGAAAGAAAAUAACAAAGUCUAUAAUUUUAUAAUAAUUAUGAUUACAUGCAAAGUAAAUUUAUCACUCCUUUUGUAUGCGAAAAAAAAUAUUACAAUUGUUUUGUAAAAUGUAUCACUGGAUAUAGAUAUUUAAUCAGUCAGUCAGCCAGUCAGUCAGUCACUCAAUCAGUCAGUCACUCCUCUCUCUCUCUCUCUCUCUCUCUCUCUCUCUCUCUCUCUCUCUCUCUCUCUCUCUCUCUCUCUCUCUCUCUCUCUCUGCUUGUCUCUGUCUAUUUCUGUUUAAUCUAUUUCUAUCUCUAUCUCUGUCCUUGCAUUAUAUUAUAGGAGAAUUUCAAUUUAUGCGGAAUAGCUUUAUCUUUCGUGUAUUAUGAAAAAUUUUAUCAAAUUUGGAGAGAAGUAAGAUUCUUAUGUGGAAAUAUAAAAUUAAGCUAUAA
Messenger RNA from Apis mellifera (honey bee), 5346 nucleotides. RefSeq names its product protein strawberry notch-like (gene sno). The transcript has 18 exons. Gene Ontology annotation, biological process: regulation of DNA-templated transcription. NCBI's taxonomy places the organism in Eukaryota, Metazoa, Arthropoda, Insecta, Hymenoptera, Apidae. The record is from RefSeq and is a predicted model, not a curated record. Gene Ontology annotation, molecular function: chromatin DNA binding; histone binding. Gene Ontology annotation, cellular component: nucleus. The coding region runs from base 390 to 4397 and encodes 1335 amino acids.